CCUCGACACUGGAUCAAUACCGCUGCUAGAUCGGAAUUCGUUUCUACGUGACGUUUAAUAUUAGUAAAAGUAAGACAUGGGUACGGCCCUCGGAGUAAAAUUAUUAAUACACGUGAGUAUGGCCAUCGGAGCAAGGAUAUAUUUAAACCUUUAGAUUCUUCAUUUUAAGUUCCAAAUGACUUUACCAAAGUACCAGAAAGCAGUUGUUGUCGAGAAAUACGGAGAGGACCUUGCUCUUAAAGAGCUCCCAGUGCCUGAAGUGGGCCCCGGCCAAGUGCUCGUCAAAGUGGAAGCUAGCUUGUUGGGUGGAGGGUUAAGGGAAAGAGCCAAACAGCCUAGAAACCCAUUGUUUUGCCUUCCUGAACCUUUCGUCAUCGGAACCUCUGCCGUGGGAAGAGUGAUUGAAAGCGAUACUUUCAAAAAGGGGCAGCUUGUCUAUCUGGAUCCUGCUGUUUGGUCGAGAGAUUCUGCCGGGCACUAUGUUGUGAAAUCGAUCGCAGACGGUCCAACACCUGAAUCCAAAGCAUUAUCUGCACAGGAGUACAAGAGGAACGGUUACAUCUCAGAGUACACCCUAGUGGACAUCGAGAACUGCUAUCCUAUCAAUGAAGAAGCCAUUGGCGUGGACACGGACGUGAUUACAGCUUUGUCUUUUCCCCUAGUGGCAUAUGGUGGAUUCAGAGGAAUCGAUCUGAAACCAGGAGAGACUGUGGCCAUUGGUCCUGCUACAGGCAAGUUUAGUAGCGCUGCUGUUGCUGUGGCUUCUUCAAUGGGUGCCAAAGUCCUGGCCUUAGGAAGAGACAAAACGGCUCUUGAGAAACUUGCAUCCGAUUAUAGAAACGUUCACCCUGUUGUCUUGACAGGCGAUAAAGAUGCUGAUGCAGCUUCUCUUCACAAGUUCGGUUCUCUUGACGUUUUCAUGGAUUUUUCCCCUACCACAGCAUCAAACCCAAUCUUCCUGGAUGCGGCCAUUAAUUCUAUGAGUUUCGGAGGCAGGGUCAUUCUUUCUGGUUUCAUUUUUGGCCCUCUGGCCGUUCCAUAUCCACUUUUGGUCUCAAAGAACCUUACCAUCAAAGGAAAAAUUAUGUACUCGCGGCAGGAGGCCAAAGACUUUAUUAAGAUGGUUGAGAACGGAAUCUUCAAGGUGGAUCACGUCCAGGUGAAGAAAUUCGCCAUCGAGAAAUUCGCAGAGGCAGCUGAUGAGGCUUCGACGAAAAAAUUUUGGAAUCACCAAGUCGUGUUGAGCACUAAGUAAGUAAGUAGUCAAGAUUUUUUUGCAACU
This is a messenger RNA of Ogataea polymorpha, 1282 nucleotides long. RefSeq lists its product as uncharacterized. NCBI's taxonomy places the organism in Eukaryota, Fungi, Ascomycota, Pichiomycetes, Pichiales, Pichiaceae. The transcript has a single exon. Bases 176 to 1255 code for a protein of 359 amino acids. The record is from RefSeq and is a predicted model, not a curated record.